Molecule: messenger RNA, 1669 nt
Organism: Drosophila eugracilis
Lineage: Eukaryota; Metazoa; Arthropoda; Insecta; Diptera; Drosophilidae
Product: glutamate-rich WD repeat-containing protein 1
Exons: 1
Coding region: 82-1434 (450 amino acids)
Molecular function (GO): protein binding
Source: RefSeq, a predicted model, not a curated record
AAUAUGUACGGUCACUUUAAAUUUUGAACUACAUGUGCUUGAAUUACUUUGCAAGCAUAUUUUUACGGAUAAUCAAACGCCAUGGCCGAUGAACACGAAAACCUCACCAUGGAGGUAGUGGAGCCGGAGGACACACAGAGUGAUAUAGGUUCUGAUAGUGAAGCGGAGGACGUUUAUUCCGAGAACAAAAGGUCAAAGGAGGUCUAUCUUCCCGGAACCAAACUUGCCGUGGAUGAGGAACUGGUUUGUGAUGAGAGUGCAUACAUUAUGCUGCAUCAGGCUUCCUUGGGAGCUCCCUGCCUGAGUUUUGAUAUCAUUCCCGACGUGUUGGGCACAGGGCGGGAAUCGUUCCCGUUGACCGCUUACAUCGUGGCCGGUACGCAAGCUUCCCAAACUCACGUCAACAACCUUAUUGUGCUGAGGAUGAGCAACCUGAACAAGACGCAGGACAAUGACAGCGAAGAUGAGGAUGAGUUGGAUGACGACCAGGACGACGUGGAGAAUAGAAUAGAACUUAAGAAGCCGCAGAUGACCUGUUCGUUGAUUAAACACCAAGGAUGUGUUAAUCGUGUUCGUGUCCGUUGUCUGGGCAGCAGUGUAUACGCUGCCUCCUGGAGCGAGCUUGGGCGCGUCAACAUCUGGAACCUAACUUACCCUCUGCAGACCUUGGAUGAAAAUAAGUACGAACAGAAUGAUAUGUGUCCGGAAUUUACCUUCGCUGGACACCACCAAGAGGGUUUUGCCGUGGACUGGAAUCCCUGUGUGGAGGGUGUACUGGCCACAGGUGACUGUAGGAGGGACAUCCACGUGUGGAAUCUGAUGGAGGGCGGUACCUGGAAUGUGGACCAACGACCGCUGGUAGGUCACUCACAGUCUGUUGAGGAUCUGCAAUGGAGUCCAAAUGAGCGCAACGUGCUCGCCUCAUGCUCGGUGGACAAAACCAUUCGAAUUUGGGACUGUCGAACGGCGCCACAGAAAGCCUGCAUGCUGACUUGCCAGGACGCUCACAAGAGCGAUGUAAACGUAAUUUCGUGGAAUCGCACUGAGCCAUUUAUAGCUAGUGGCGGUGACGACGGCUUUCUUCACAUUUGGGAUCUACGUCAGUUUCGGAAUCAAACGCCUAUCGCUACUUUUAAACACCACACGGACCACAUUACAACAGUAGAGUGGAGUCCCAGCGAAGCAACGGUCCUGGCCUCAGGUGGCGACGACAACCAGAUUGCAUUAUGGGACUUGGCUGUGGAGGAAGACACCGAUCAGAAGCAGACCCCUUCCGAUAACGAAGAUAAGCUUAGCAAGUUGCCACCCCAACUACUUUUUAUUCACCAGGGCCAGAACGAGAUUAAAGAGCUACACUGGCACGCUCAACUGCCGGGUGUACUUUUUUCUACAGCUCACAGUGGCUUUAAUGUUUUCCGCACUAUCAGUGUCUGACCCAGCGCUUAGCUUAUGAGUUACUACAAAAUAUAAACUGCGGUGUGCAUCAUAACUUUCCGUUUCGUGAUUAAAUAAAUAAAAAUAUUGUUUAAACAAAAAGAGAAUGUAUUAACCAUUUAUAAUGUAAUGUAGUAUAUGCUUUAAUUAUAAUCGGUAAACUGUCAGGUGAUUGCCAAAUCUUUUUUAAAUAAUUAUGAAGGGUGUUGCAAAUAAAUGCAAGGCUUCUAAAACA